AUGCCGAAUGCUAUAAAAUUUGAAAAUAAGUUAAUUACCAAUUCAAAUGAAAUCGCAGCCGAAUUCAAUAACUUUUUUUCGUCAAUAGGACAUAACCUAUCAAACAAGAUUCCUUAUGUAGACAACAACUCUGUUGAUGAAUUUAUAUCAUCACCAAAUUCAACUAUAAAUUUUUCAAAUCUAACUUAUAAUGAAUUCGAAAUUGCAUUUAAAUCAUUAAAAAGGAAUAAAGCAAUAGGGCCUGAUGAUAUAAAUGGAAAUAUUGUAAUCGACUCUUUUAAUGAGAUUAAAGAUAUCCUCUUCAAAGUCUUCAAAGCAUCUAUUACUCAAGGAUCGUUUCCAAAUAGUUUGAAAAUAGCCAAAGUAACUCCAAUCUUUAAAACAGGUGACCAUACUAACAUAAAAAACUAUCGUCCUAUCUCAGUUCUACCGAGAAACAGUUCUACUGAACACGCUAUUCUCCAAAUAACACGCAGUAUUGCUGAUUCAUUUAAGAAUUCUCAAUUCACACUAGGCAUAUUCAUUGACUUGUCAAAAGCUUCUGAUACUGUUAAUCAUCAUAUUUUAAUAAAAAAGCUAGAGAGCUAUGCCAAAAUUCAUCCAGUUUUUAAAAAUGGUGAUUGUUCUUCUGUUUGCAACUACCGUCCUAUAUCACUACUCCCUGUAUUUUCAAAAACAUUUGAAAGGGUAAUUAUUAAUAGAAAUUAUGAUUAUAUGACAUUAAAUACACUUUUAUACAAAAAUCAAUUCGGAUUUCAGAGAUAUUGCUCAACUGAACUUGCUAUUAUUGAACUUUCCAAUAAAAUACCCUAUCCUUUGAUAAAGGGGAACAAAAAACAGUUUGUUGUCCUGGAGGAGUCAGGAGCUCUUGAUAUUGUUUGCGGAGUCCCACAAGAACCAAUUUUAGGACCUUUAUUAUCUUUAAUAUAUAUCAAUGAUAUGAAUAAAGCUUCACAUAAAAUAUCGUCAAUUAUGUAUGCAGACGAUACAAAUUUAUUCUACUAUAAUUCUGAUGUAAAAGUAUUGUUCGAAACAAUGAACUCUGAACCAGAAAGCUUUAACCAAUGGUUUAUAGCUAAUAAGUUAUCAUUAAAUUGUGAAAAAACAGGUAUUGAAAUUGAAGAAGAUUCAAGUGAUGAAAUUGAAAACGAGAGAAAUUUAUUUCAUGAUUUGUUUUGA
This is a messenger RNA of Hydra vulgaris (swiftwater hydra), 1179 nucleotides long. The record is from RefSeq and is a predicted model, not a curated record. NCBI's taxonomy places the organism in Eukaryota, Metazoa, Cnidaria, Hydrozoa, Anthoathecata, Hydridae.